AGGUUUUAUAAAACUUUUUGUGUUUUAGAUAUAGCUAAUGAAUAUAUUAUCGAACUAUUUACUGAGAUAGAUAUUAAUCAAAAUGCUUGAUAUUAUCAAAGGAUUUACUGAACAAGUAACUGAAUAUAGCACAGUAUUUGGACAAAUAUGGUAUUUGGUUGUGUUUCUUUUUCGAGGAAUGGUUGUCGUUACAAUUGGAGAUGAAGUUUACAGCGACGAACAGUCUGAAUUCAAAUGCAGUACAUUAGAAAUUGGUUGCGACAAUGUUUGCUUCAGUAAAUUUUCGAAGAUUGCUCACAUAAGAUUCUGGGCCUUUCAGCUAUUGGCUGUCACAACACCUACUAUUCUAUUUCACUUCUUUGUUACUGGAAUCAAAUCGAAAGUUGAAAAAAUGAAAAGCACGAAUGCAAUCGCGGCUGCAGCCGAGGAGCAUGUAGAGGAUGACAACUGGUCAGAAAACAGAGGUACUUUCAAGAGUGAAGGUAAUACACUCAUGAAAAAGAAAGGCAACAGAAAGCCUACGAAGGUUCGAUUCAAAAGUGUUUAUGACGCAAAUGCAGACAACAUGAAAGAGAUCGCUGUGACAGAUAGUAUUUCCUGGGCAUAUUACCUAAACGUGAUAACAAGAGGGGUGGUAGAAGGAGUCUUCAUUUAUCUAUCAUAUGAACUUUUCAAAUUCAUGGAUCACAGUCGGGAACCGGACCAUUUCGGAGUUUUGGAUUUUUUGUGGUUCAGCGUGCCAGCUUCGUUCAAGUGUGAAGGGAAAGACAUUGAAAGUGCAUGUAACCAACAUACUAGUUUUGGGAAGGGUGGAUAUGUACCAUGUUGGGUAUCCAGGCCAUGGGAAAAAACAAUAUUUCUGCGAUACAUGAACGUCCUCAGUGCACUUUGUUUUAUCCUGAGUAUUGUUGAAUUUUUCUAUCUGACUGUGAGAGGGACAAGAACUGCAAAUCGAAGAAGAGAAAGAAAAAGAAGUCGUUCUGAUUCGUGGUUCUUUCGACCAGAUUUAUCAGCACCGCUGUCACCAACACUAGCAAUACCGAUUCGACUGAGCAGUGUCGAUAAAUUUGCCAACAGGAAAGAUGUAUUCAUCGAUGUGUCCGAUGAUGAGAAAGGAACAAAGCCUAAUCACAAGAAAUUUUGAGUUUCUUUGUCAUAAUACAACUUCUCAAAACAAAGAAAGUGUCUUGAUUUUAAUUAAUUUUCGAACCAAUCCAUGAUUAUCAAGUGUAAAUAAUAUUAAAUACAAAGAGCAUGUGAUUCCAUGAUGUUUUUCGCAUCUUUUGUGUCUUCUUGUACAAUAUUUUCCGCUUGUAUCCGCGCAUAUAUAUAUUACCAUGCAGUAGCCUAGUUUUUUUUUUUUUUGAAGAAAAUGCUAUACGCUAACACUCUUUGCUAGUUGAUUUAUUGUUAAAAAUCGUUUUUUCUUGUGAAACAUGAACUGAGGCUAUUUUUUGAAAUA
Molecule: messenger RNA, 1462 nt
Organism: Styela clava
Lineage: Eukaryota; Metazoa; Chordata; Ascidiacea; Stolidobranchia; Styelidae
Product: gap junction beta-2 protein-like
Biological process (GO): cell-cell signaling
Cellular component (GO): connexin complex
Molecular function (GO): gap junction channel activity
Source: RefSeq, a predicted model, not a curated record